GGCAAGCUCGUCGGCGAGGACGAGUUCGGCAACAAGUACUUCGAGAACACGAGCUACCAGUCCGGUCGUCAUCGAUGGGUAGAAUACGCAGACCUGGACAACUACAACGCGUCCACCGUGCCCUCCGAGUGGCACGGCUGGCUGUCUCACGUGGACGACGAGCCCGGGCUGGCGACGCGCACGGCGCCGAAGUACCAGGCGAAAUUCAUCGCGGGCGGGCUCACCACCGGCGUUCAGGGGGAGAUGUACCAGCCCAAGGGGAGCUUCUACAACAAGCGGGGGAUGCGCAACUGGAAGAGGUACACCCCGUGGUCCCCGCCCUGA
Messenger RNA from Micromonas commoda, 324 nucleotides. RefSeq lists its product with no specific name. Gene Ontology annotation, biological process: response to oxidative stress; mitochondrial respiratory chain complex I assembly. The annotation marks the transcript as partial. The transcript has a single exon. Gene Ontology annotation, cellular component: membrane. The record is from RefSeq and is a predicted model, not a curated record. NCBI's taxonomy places the organism in Eukaryota, Viridiplantae, Chlorophyta, Mamiellophyceae, Mamiellales, Mamiellaceae.